This is a messenger RNA of Symbiodinium natans, 930 nucleotides long. The record is from the annotation of a GenBank genome assembly. Lineage: Eukaryota; Dinophyceae; Suessiales; Symbiodiniaceae.
AUGGCUGGAAUGGUCCCGGAAGCUCGAAGCGAGGAUGCAGGCCUCUUCCCGAAGUUGUUCGAGCUCAUUGACUCAGGAAGCCAGGCUUCUGUGCUCGACAUGCUCGACGACAAAUUUGGAGGAGAUCCCAACGUAGCGGAUGAAGCAGCAGGAACAACACCGCUGAUUGCUGCAGCCAGGGAAGGCAAAGUGGAAAUUGUACAAGCCCUAAUGGACAAGACGGCAGAUCUAAUGAAAACGGAUCUGGAUGGCGACAGCCCGCUGAUGGUCGCUAUUUCUCAAAACCACAUGCAAGUGGUGCAGAUGUUUCUGAAAGCAGAUCGAGGCGUUGACGUGGAUGCCUCCAACAAGAUAGGGCAAACUCCACUGAUGAAGGCGGCCAACAAGGCCAACGUCGAAUGUGUCAAGGUUCUGCUGGAAAGCCGAGGCAAUCCCAAUGCAAAGACCAAAUUUGGAAAGACCGCACUUAUGCUGGCAGCGGAGAAAAGCAGCCUGGAUUCUGCAGCAGCUUUGCUGGACGCUGGGGCAGACAUUGCCAUGGCGGAUGACAGGGGCUUCACUGCAUUGUUUCCAGCAGCUUUUCGCUGCGAUGUGCCCAUGUUGGGGAUGCUGCUGACCUCGAAAGCAGAUGCUACGAAGAAAGCGCAGCCGGGAACUGCGCUCAUGAUGGCAGUGGAAUCACCAUCUUUCAAGCCCGAGUCGGUGAAGCUGCUUCUGGAGCAUGGUUGCCCUCUCGAUGAAGUGUCGAUGGAGGGGGACACGGCGCUGAUGAAGUCGGUGGAGGAAAACAACGCCGAUGCCAUCGCUGCCCUGCUCGCGGCUAAAGCGGACGCAACUAAAAGCAACAAGGAGGGCAAGACAGCACUUGAUUUGGCCCGAGAGAGAGGCCUCAAAGGUAUCGAGGAGCUGCUCGCCGCGGCGAGCCCUUGA